AUGUUUGCAGGGUACUUAUGUAUGAACAAACAAACAAACCCUGUGUGGUAUAUAUACGAUAACUCUUUCCAUUUUCUUUCUUCUAUCACCAAAUCCCAAAAAUCAGCACCUGCGCCCGUUCUUUCCUCUGAUCCUUCAACACCGUUUUCGAUUUUCCUCUUCACUCCCAAGAAUAAGGUGUUUGUGCUUGGCGGAUUCAACUCACUUUCCACAGCUCCUUGUUGUAAAUUUGCGAUUUGGACUAUGGCACUUUAUGGAACUUCCUUAUCCUUUAAUGGACUGUCUCCUGUCAAAGAGUUUAAUUUCUUGCCGGGUUUGUUCAUCAAUAGCUUUCAGAAGCGACAUGAUGCUUGUCCUUCACCAUUCUUUAAUCAAAAUAGGUUAGUUUUUGGCAAAAGUUUUGAAAGAGGAAACCAACCGAGUGUCUUGCCUAAUCAAUUCCUCAAGUUACAAAUGAGAAGAUUGAGGACACAACCGGGAGUAAAAAGUGAAGACUCCGAAAGCGUGUUGAGUAGUGAGAACAUAGCAUUAGAUGAACACACUUUAGUGGAGGAGCUGCAGAAGGCAAUUGCUGAGGAGAAUUAUACAAGAGCAGCAGAAAUAAGGGAUACUCUAAAAAGCCUUCAAAAAGAUAGCAAAAUCGAAGUAUUGGGAUUAAACAGCAAGUUCUAUAAUGCAUUCAGGGAUGGUGACCUUGCAGGCAUGCAAGCCAUGUGGGCGAAAAGGGACGAAGUGUGCUGUGUACAUCCUGGUUUGAAAGGAAUAUCCGGAUACGAUGAUGUUAUUGAGAGCUGGAACUAUGUAUGGGCUAACUAUGAAUUUCCACUGGGAAUUAAACUAGAAGACAUUAAAGCUCAUGCUAGAGGUGAUAUGGGAUAUGUCACUUGCAUGGAGUUUGUAAAGUCGAAAGGAGGAAGAUGGGGAGGACAAUUUAUAACGAAUGUGUUCGAGAGGAUCGAUGGUGAGUGGUUUAUUUGUAACCAUCAUGCUUCACCAGUGGACAUAUGA
Molecule: messenger RNA, 1008 nt
Organism: Vicia faba (fava bean)
Lineage: Eukaryota; Viridiplantae; Streptophyta; Magnoliopsida; Fabales; Fabaceae
Source: the annotation of a GenBank genome assembly